Molecule: messenger RNA, 2383 nt
Organism: Oryzias melastigma (Indian medaka)
Lineage: Eukaryota; Metazoa; Chordata; Actinopteri; Beloniformes; Adrianichthyidae
Product: transcription factor-like 5 protein
Exons: 7
Coding region: 560-1879 (439 amino acids)
Biological process (GO): spermatogenesis; regulation of DNA-templated transcription
Cellular component (GO): nucleus
Molecular function (GO): RNA polymerase II cis-regulatory region sequence-specific DNA binding; DNA-binding transcription factor activity, RNA polymerase II-specific; protein dimerization activity
Source: RefSeq, a predicted model, not a curated record
AAAUUUCAUUUUUACACGCCUUUUUUACCUGCAAAAAUUGUUCGACUGCAAUGGUUCUAUAUACUGCACUAUAUUGUGAGCAUUUAGACAAGGGGGUUUCCCUGUACUGGUCCCCAGCCCGCAUGAAAGGUGAACAAAAAACAACAGUAUAUAAUAGAAAAGUGUAUUAUUUCCACGAUUCCAUCCUUCAUAGAUUCAGGGCACAUCACUUAAUUGAUUUAAAUUAUUUAUUAAAUUAUGUAUUUAUUUAUUAUUAAAUUAUUUAUUUUUCUAUUUUUUUUACGUAAAUUGGAGAACUUAUGAGAACAGAAUUUAUUUAUAAAACUGAAAAAAAAGGGUUUUUUUUUUUUUUUUUUUUUUUUUGUUUUUAAUCCUAAAUUAAAAAAAACAAAGGAAAAAAACUCAGACUUGGUAAAAUUAAAAUAAUUAUUAGUUUUUUUUUGUUUUAACAACGUAGGUUUCAGAUCUUCAUUCUAGUUCACAGGAUGGACGUUUUCGUGAUCGGACAGAAGAAGAAACUGGGGGUUUUCACAUCGAUCCGGGACCUGGAAAUUCAAAAAUGUCAUCCCUUUCUUCAUCCUGUAAAACUGCCCUCGCCUCAUCUUCAGUCAGAGAACACGCUUCUGACUCGGUUGAGCUAAUUCUGACGCCGAGUGGAUUUGUGACGCAGGAUCAGGGGCAGAUGUUGACCUCCGACCUUGGUCUGAUCGAGAUGACGGAAGCUGAGUAUUCAGACUUCCAGAACUUCAUCUGUGGGCGCGCGGCGACUCAGGCGGGGCCUGCAGAGGGCCCGGACUCCAGACCUCACUCAACCGUAGUGAUUGGCAAUGAUCCUGAUAACUCUACAGCAGUUUCUCCCCUCACGUCCACUCAAGCCAUCGACCUGUCGGUGUCAAGCGACGACCACUGCCUGCUGACGUCAGUGGAGAAGACACCAGUGUCAUACGGAGAGGUCCCAGGAUUCGUGCUGGCCAGGAUCAACACGGAGGAUAGUCCGGCGACGCCUCUCGGCAAGCUCAAAAGAUCCUCACAGAAGCAGUUUUCGUCCAGUGCUAGAGUUUGUUUGGAGAAGAGAUUCAACAGCAUGUGUCCUGAAACCGCAAGACAACCAGACAUUCCCCCGACUCUCCUCAACAGUCUGCUGACAGCCUUCCAGCAGUCGGCAGAGGCUGAAGAGACGGCCAUCAAUCCUCAGAGGUCAAAGUGGGUGAAACCUGAUAGGGAAAAUCCUCCUGUUGGUUCUAGCAGAGACCUUAAUCCAGUGUGUGGUCAGGUUCUUGCUCAGACGGCUGAGACAAACAAACACGCAGGUGUAGUCAUCUCCAAGAGCUUGUCAUUUCAUUUCUACCCUGAUCCCACUUUUUCAAAAAGUGUUUAUGCCAGCAGCAACCCAGCAGAAGAGCAGCAGCUGAUAAAUGUCGAAGAGGAUGUGGGGACACCUGCUGUCCACAGACAUAAUUGCAGCGCCCUGUGCUCUGAGCCCAGCAGAGCCAUCAAAGCUGCGCCUGACUCGGUCAAAGAGGCAGAGAGCGGAGGCCGGAAAAGAGCUCGAUCUCUUCUGUCUCACAGCCAGCGCAGAGAGAGACACAACAUCACUGAGAGGGAGCGCAGGAAGAGAAUCCGCCUGUGCUGUGAUGAGCUGAACACCAUGGUGCCGUUCUGUGACCCCUGCACUGACAAAGUGACCACACUCACGUGGACCACCACCUUCCUGAGGUACAUCACCAAGAAGUAUGGAGACACGUUUAAAGAGGAGUUUGUGAAGCUCUUUGCCCAUAAAAAUGAAAUCUCUCUGAAGUCCAGCUCCUCUCCAGACCAGCACCCAAUCCAGCAGGAGGUGAAUGAGGCUCUUGACACCUCCCUCGCUGCUGAACAAUAAACUUUUUUUUUUUUUUAAUCCAUAAAAAUGUUACAUUUUAUUGAUUUGUCUUUGCUGGUGUUAUCGGGGAGGGGGUUUACUCUUGAAAUGUCUGAACCUGUUCACUUUCUAAACUCCAUGUUAAAAUCUUGUUUUUAUCCAGUUGAAAAAGGAUGAACUGGUUUAAUGGAGCAAAAAUGUUUACUUAAGUUUUUUAAAACAAAAAGUUUGUUUCUUUUAAAAAUGUACUAAAAUACUAAAAAGUUUGACUUAAAAUAAGUUCUUUUAAAGCUUGUCUAAUGUAUCUGAAGUGUGCUGUUUUCUUUUGACGUGUAGAAAAGAGUAAUAUUUGAAUGAAAAGUGGCUUUAUUUGGUCUUUCUUACAACAACGUCGCCGUAGCAUCUUACUGUACAUACAAGUCACCCACAAACAAUAAAUAGAAUUAAAGUAAAUGUAUAUUUAAUAGUUACAGCACCGGUGGGAUAUAGUGGACGUGGUCAUUGCAGAUAGGAGAAAAAUGAACU